AUGGCCAUGCACGCUUGCUCAGUAGGGUUGCCAUCUUUAAGAUUUGGAAACCAGGACAAGAUUCCUGAAAACCCCGGAAUACAGAACCCGGACAUGUCAACAGGUCCAAUCAAAAUAAAUGAUAACGUCGGUAAAGUAUUAACAGAUAUCAAUAAUGUCCCAAAGGGCGGAUAUUACAUUCCUAAAGAUUGUUAUUCACGACAUAAAGUUUCGAUACUGGUUCCGUAUAGAGACCGAGAGGAGAAUUUGGCUGCGUUUCUGUACAAUAUACAUCCAUUUCUAAUGAACCAGAAGCUGGAGUACAGGAUAUUUGUUCUCGAACAAAGUGGAGUCGAACCCAUUAAUAAAGGUCGGUUGUUCAACGCGGGAUUCAUCGAGAUGCAAAAGUUCGGUACCUUCAACUGUGUGGUGUUUCACGACGUGGAUUUGCUGCCAACUGACUCCAGGAUCCUGUACACCUGCCCGACCUUUCCGAGGCACAUGUGUGCAAACAUCGUCAACAAAACUGAUAUUGAUUUUACAAAAUUUACAUUCGGCGGUGUGACCUCAAUGACAGUGGAGCAGUACAAAAAAGCAAAUGGUCACUCUAAUGUAUAUUGGGGAUGGGGAGGCGAAGAUAACGAUAUGUUCUGGAGAAUGCGACGUGCUGGUUUCCCAGUAGUGAGAUACAACAAAGAAAUUGCAAAGUUUAAAAUGUUGCCGCAUCCAAAGCAAGAUCAAAAUAAAUACAGGUACGAACUUUUAAAAACAUCGUGGUCAAGGCAAAAAGGCGAUGGUUUGUGCAAUGUGGAAUACAAACUGCUCUCAAUUGCACUGCAUAAUUUAUAUACUCACCUAUUAAUUAAUGUAAAUCCGUACAAAGAAAAUAUUACUGAAUUGAAUAUAAAAUGGAGUAAAAAGAAAGUAGAGGUAGUAUAG
Molecule: messenger RNA, 918 nt
Organism: Achroia grisella
Lineage: Eukaryota; Metazoa; Arthropoda; Insecta; Lepidoptera; Pyralidae
Product: beta-1,4-N-acetylgalactosaminyltransferase bre-4-like
Exons: 8
Coding region: 1-918 (305 amino acids)
Biological process (GO): carbohydrate metabolic process; glycosphingolipid biosynthetic process
Molecular function (GO): N-acetyl-beta-glucosaminyl-derivative 4-beta-N-acetylgalactosaminyltransferase activity
Source: RefSeq, a predicted model, not a curated record